This is a messenger RNA of Pseudozyma hubeiensis SY62, 342 nucleotides long. RefSeq lists its product as hypothetical. The coding region runs from base 1 to 342 and encodes 113 amino acids. NCBI's taxonomy places the organism in Eukaryota, Fungi, Basidiomycota, Ustilaginomycetes, Ustilaginales, Ustilaginaceae. Gene Ontology annotation, cellular component: ribosome. The record is from RefSeq and is a predicted model, not a curated record. Gene Ontology annotation, biological process: translation. The transcript has a single exon. Gene Ontology annotation, molecular function: structural constituent of ribosome.
AUGGCUGAGCGUGUCACCCUCCGCAAGCGAAACCCCUACAACACCAAGUCGGCUCGCCGACAGAUCAUCAAGACACCCGGUGGACACCUCCGCUACCUGCACGUCCAGAAGCGCGGAACCGUCCCCAAGUGCGGUGACUGCCACUCCGACCUCAGCGGUAUCAAGGCUCACCGACCUCGCGAGUUCGGCACCAUCUCCAAGCGACAGAAGACCGUUUCGCGUGCCUACGGUGGUUCGCGAUGCUCGUCGUGCGUUCGCACCCGUAUCAUCCGCGCCUUCUUGGUCGAGGAGGCAAAGAUCGUCAAGAACGUCCUCAAGGCUCAGGCUAAGACCCAGAAGUAA